Anguilla rostrata (American eel) is the source of this 3481-nucleotide messenger RNA. RefSeq names its product eukaryotic translation initiation factor 2-alpha kinase 2 (gene eif2ak2). The coding region runs from base 383 to 2440 and encodes 685 amino acids. Gene Ontology annotation, cellular component: nucleus; cytoplasm. The record is from RefSeq and is a predicted model, not a curated record. Gene Ontology annotation, molecular function: ATP binding; double-stranded RNA binding; eukaryotic translation initiation factor 2alpha kinase activity. Lineage: Eukaryota; Metazoa; Chordata; Actinopteri; Anguilliformes; Anguillidae. Gene Ontology annotation, biological process: protein phosphorylation. The transcript is spliced from 19 exons.
UGCUUUCCCCUCUCCAAUAGCACAGAAAGAUAAGAUUAUGGAGUUUUCUGACUCAGUUUAGGAUGAGAGGAAGAAUAAUUAUUCUUCCGACUAUUGGGGCUUGGCUCAAUGUCAGGAUUCUGGCAGGCAGUGGGACACUGGCUGGAGUCCUAUAUUUUUUGACUUUUUGAAUUUCCCUCGUACAGUCAGAUGAUCUGCCACACGGAUUGUUUCCAGGUUUCAAAUGGCUAACACGGCGCAGUCGCCAUCGUUAGUGAUGACGUUUAUGUUGAGAAAUAGAAACUUAACCUGCUCAGCAAAGCGAAACUAUCUGGGUGUAUUGCAGUCGCUGUCCGCCUGUAAAUGGUGGCUAUUCUUUGCAUUUAUCUCGGUUGUUUAGGCUAUGGAUGUGCAAAAUUAUGUUCCCAGACUGAAUGAACUUGCGCAGAAAUCCCGCUUGUCUCUGAGAUACGAGGACGUCUGUGCAGAUGGACCAGACCAUUGCCGAAUAUUCACAAUCAGAGUUGUGCUGGAUGACAAGGUCUAUCCUGCUGGAGUUGGGGGCAACAAGAAAGAGGCUAAACAAAAUGCAGCAAAAAAUGCUCUACAAGCCAUCCAUGGUGAAUCUGACCAGCAGGAUGUCUCUAUGACCAGGGCAGCUGAAUGUCCCUCUCCACGCCCAAGCUUUGGGCCUAUCACACAGCCAAACUACGUGUGCUGGCUCAACGAGUACGCCCAUAAAAUGAAGUGGACUUGCAGGCCUAUUGAAUCAACACAACUAGGCCCUCUCAACACUCCACAACGCUGCAGGUAUGUCGUUGACAGCAGGGAAUUCCCAGAAGCCUUUGGGAGCACAAAGAGAGAGGCCAAGGAGCUGGCAGCAAAAGCUGUGUAUGAGGAGCUAAUGAGCGAAUUAAACAAAGAGGGGGUAGACGAAAGCCAACCGGGAGAUGCCACAGGACAAGCCACUGGACAAGAUGAAGCAUUGAGUCAGGGUUUGUCUGCUGUCUGCAGUUUGAAUAGGUCCUAUGCAGCUGAAACCCCGUCAAUGAAGCAUGAAACAAACUACAUAGGAAUUUUGAAUACGUACUGCCAGACGACCAAACGUGUAUGUGACUACAAAUUGGUUGAAAAAAAAGGUCCCGCUCACGAUCCUGUAUUUGUGUAUAAAGUAGUGAUUGAUAAAAAGGAAUACCCUGAAAGCCAGGGGAAGAGUGCCAAGGAAGCGAAGCAAUUGGCUUCUCAGCUGGCUUGGGAAGCUCUUCAGGAGCAGUCUGACUGGGACAGCCAGGUGUCGGGCGGGUGGACAGUUUCAGAGGACGGCACACCAUCUCCUCCUUCUAGCGCACGUGAAUCUGAGGUUAAGACUGAAAUGAAUAACCAGGCCGAAAGCAGCAGUGGAGGCAUCGUCUUCCAAAGCUCUUCCACUGCUAACAGGCCUAAUAUGGCCUGCAGUUCAGCAGAUGUCAGACCAAAGAGAAAAUUGGCGCCUAGUUUUUCCAAUGCGCUAUCAAAGGAAAGUGGUGUGAAAAACAACAAUUUGAAAAAAGUACCAGAAAAGACCACUCCAGACUCAUGCUUUUUAAGGGAUUAUGACCAAAUAAUGUCAAUUGGAAAAGGAGGAUUUGGCCGUGUUUUCAAGGCAAGAAAAAUAAUUGAAGACAAAAAUGUUGCAGUGAAAAUUGUGAAGAGUACAAAGAAAGCCCUUCGAGAAGUCAACGCACUGUCAGACCUUCAGCAUCGCAACAUUGUGCGGUAUUACCACGCCUGGAUCGAAGACACGCGAUACCAGCAGGACCCUUCUGACUGCUCCAGCAGCACUUCUGACAGCGGUUCAACAGCAAAGUAUGUGUACAUACAAAUGGAACUGUGUGAGGGAGGCACUCUGAGGGCGUGGAUCAAAGAGCGAAACGGCAACAGCGGCCAGGAAAUGAGGGACGAAAAGGCCCUGCACAUUCUCCAGCAGGUGGUGGAUGGGGUGCAGUACAUCCAUUCAAAGAAGCUCAUUCACAGAGACCUGAAGCCAUUGAACAUACUGUUUGCGAGUGACAAGACCGUGAAGAUCGGAGACUUUGGGCUUGUGACCUCGGCAGAGGGUGACAGCGAUGAAGCCAUGCUGGAGAGGACCAAAGGAAAAGGGACACGGUCCUAUAUGAGCCCUGAGCAGGAAGACCAGAGGUCAUAUGAUGAAAAAGUGGAUAUUUUUCCCCUUGGCCUGAUCUUUUUCGAACUCCUCUGGAGGAUUGGAACUGGAAUGGAGCGGGCGAAGCUUUGGGGUGGUCUGAGGUGUGGAGAGCUUCCGGAGGAGUUCUGUACAGAGUACACCACCGAGCAUGUGCUCAUCCGCAAGAUGCUCUCUAAAGCUCCAGCAAACAGGCCAGGGGCCAAAGACAUUGCCAAGCAGCUGAACGUCCUGCUCAAAGAGCAGACCUUUCCGAUUCCUAAGAAUAUUACCGUUUGAGCAUUGUUCAACAACGAGUGUUUACAAUGCACAAUUAAUUAACUGUGUGGGAUAGACAUGCAUUCACCAGGGUUGAUGUCAAACAGUGUCAGCGCUAAAGCUCUUAUGCACUUUAUAAUGACCUUGCAUAUCAGACAUUUUCCUUAUGUUUUUAUGACCUAAUCAUGUUCUGGGAGAGGGCUUUUUAACUGCUUUUACAUGGAGCCUGUUCUAAACAGGAAAGAUCACGCAACAACAAUUUUUUCGCAAAGAAACAUGUAUGUAAAACAUACAGCAUAUACUUUUAGAAAAAUGUUAUAAAAACGUUUCUGUUUCUACUGUUAACAGAGUGUGGGGAAAUAUAAAUAUAAAGCAGGUAUAUGCUUUUAAAAAGAACUACUGGAAAAAGAUAUGUUGAAGCUGCCAGGUAGCUUGUCCAUCUGAAACACUUGGUUAUGGCACAGUGACAGGUGUUAAAACCUGACCAUUCUGAUGUAGACUGUGAUCUGUGGAAUUAGGGUUUUAAUUGGCCGGGCUGUCACAUCAUGUGAGAGCAAGCCCUCUGAUUGGACACCUGCAGGCUGUGCCAGCUGAUCAUGAAAUUGCAUUUCAGUCUCUGAAUUACACAGAAGCAUUAGCAACACAAGAGGUAAAGGAGAUAGUCCAUACAUGCUUCUAUCAACUGUAAUAAUGUAUGGGGAUGCGUCAUAGCCUGCUUAAGCCUAAUUGCUUAAACAAAAAAUGAUUUUUUAAACAAGGGGUCAAAUCCCACAGAACGUGUCAAGUACAUAUGCAAAGGAAUGUCCUGUCAGUUUUGUUGUGAAUUAACCACAUCUGUGUCAGUCAUACGAUGAACAACAAUGUCACAAAUAUUCUAGAAAUGUUCAUCUUACAUUUACAGUAUGUGCACUUUCAUACAUGUAGCUAAACUACAAUUAUGAUACUUGUAUCUUGUAUAUGGUGUGCUGCUGAUACAUUACUGUAAAUAAAAGGUGAAUUUUAUGCUACAUGAAUAUAGUUACAUUUUCAUGUCAACCAGAAAUAAAAUAUUGGAUAAAAUUA